AUGGGUUUACUUCGUCUGCCUUCGUUGAUGCACAAUGUGAAGCACAUUCUGAGAGCCAAGUCCUACAACCAUGAAGUUCCGAAAGGGCAUGUUGCAAUUUAUGUGGGAGAGCAAAUUGGGAAGAAGAGGUAUGUGGUGCCGGUGUCUUACUUGAACCACCCUUCAUUCAAGGACCUGCUUAAGAAAGCUGAAGAUGAGUUUGGCUUCAAUCACCCGAUGGGAGGUCUCACAAUUCCCUGCAGAGAGGAGACCUUUCUUGAUCUUAUUGCUUCUGAGCUAGCAGCUGGGAUCGGUGAUGAUCAAAUGUUCUACAAUUUUGACACUUCUUUUGCUUUAGUUGCUAGGUUAGCCAGUUGGGUUUUAGACUGGUAA
Molecule: messenger RNA, 372 nt
Organism: Fragaria vesca subsp. vesca
Lineage: Eukaryota; Viridiplantae; Streptophyta; Magnoliopsida; Rosales; Rosaceae
Product: auxin-induced protein X10A-like
Exons: 1
Coding region: 1-372 (123 amino acids)
Biological process (GO): response to auxin
Source: RefSeq, a predicted model, not a curated record